GGCUCCUACCCAGCGCCCUCCAAGAUGGCGCGGUUGCCAUAGCAACUGCGCCCGGGAGCCGGGCGGGGAGAUGGCGCUCGGCGCUGCCGUGGGUCCGCUGUGGCGCUGUCAAACAUCCCAAAGCUUGGGGCUGAGAGACAGGGAGGUCGCUUGCCACGGCUGUGCUUUUCAUACGGAUAGCUUGCCGUUUGUGUUCAGUGAUGCAAGAGGUCCCUCCCUGGAAUGUCCUUUCCUCCUUUCCUCUUUCCCUGGGAGAGGAGAUGGGUCUGCACCUUGUUUCUGGAAACAGACCUUCAAAACAAGGCCUUCAUUUCAGAAAAUGAAUUCAUGUAUGCCAAGGAACUGCAAAAAAAAUGCCCAAACAUACAGGAAAAACUCUCCCUGUCAUUAUCUCAACUCAUGAGCCUUUAAUUAUAUUUUCUCUCCCCUGCCCAGAUGAGGAGGAGAGUAACAGAGCAGCUUUGGUGGACACUAUGUCCAGCCAAGGUCAACCCACCACAGAAGAAUAUCUGAUUUCUUACAAUUCUAAGCAGAUCACAUUUUUUUUCACAGACAGAGUAAGAAUCAGGACAAUGAAAUUAAAGGGCACACUUGUCACAGUUUAUGGAUUCCAUGUGUGUGCAGUGUUUACAGAUUGUCCAAAUUACUGAUGCUACCAGCCUCUUAGAGCUGCUCUAAGCAGUGGAAGAUACUGUUCAGGUUCAGAAUGGCCUGGAUGAACUGCAGAAAUGGUCUGGAUGAAGGAAGAAAUAACUUACUGGGUGUGAGUGCAAAGGGCUAUAGUGAGGCAGGAAUAACCAGCUCUACAAUUACAGACAGGGCAGGGUCAGCUCACUCAGUAUAUGUUCAUAGACAAUAGAGUAGGGGGUUGUUUAGGUACAAUUUAUCUAAAUUUGUCAUAAGGUCCUGUGGAAAAAAAAAAAAGAUGCCAUCCUGGGACAUCUAAACAGACACAUAGCCUGCAGGAUGUGGGAAGCAGCAUUCCUGUUGCCCUCUCUAUAGUAAGGCUGCAGAAGGAAUACUGUGUCCAGUUUUGGGCAUUGUAUCAAGAAGGCUGUUGGAGCUACAGCCCCGUUGAUGGGGCCUCAGCUGCCCUAAUCAGUUUUGACCUUGUCUCCAACCCUGUGUCAGGCCCUGCCUCCUGUUCCUCCUGAAGAAGGAGACCCUGACCAGUCACCCCACUUUGGGGCUCUGUGGGCACCCUGCAGGCAGCACCAGCUCUGCCCAUCUUGCAGGGAUACUCUGGGACUGUGGCUGGCUACUGAGCACGCUCUCAGCCUCACUCCAAGCCUUGUACUGGAAGCAGAGACAGAAAGGCGAGGGCUAUGGAAAGACUGAAUAAGUGGUACUUGUUUGAACAAAAGCACAAAAGGCUAUAAUUUGGUUACACUCUUAGCAUGUAUAAAAUACUGUGACAGUUUUCCACAUCCAGGGAUGUGGAGAAGGAAAAAUACAGUGAGUUACAUGUGUGGCAAUUAAGGCUUUGUUGAAACAUUAGGAGAAAGCUGGUGGUAGGGAUAAAUGUUCCUCAGCCUGGAUUUGGCAUGCUACUAUUAUGUUGCUGUGGGUAGCUAGAAUCCUCAGGUUGGUUCUGGUCUUUCAUUCAGUUAAACUUUUUACUGAAGUUAAGGCCCAAAUUAACCAAAUAUGAUGCAUAUAUGCAUAGUUCUGUGCCCCACUAACAGUUGCUUUCCUUCCAUGAUACAGCUGAAGAAGGUGAUUAAACUUGACAAACACAGGUGGGAAUGUUUGAACCUAUUUAGCUUCAUGAGAUUAUAAAAAUGCAGGCUCUUAAACUUUGCCAUGUGAGUAGAAUUGCUGUGCUUUGUUUAAUUUUAACUAGAAAUAAGGAAUCUUAAAAUACCUGAAACACUAAGAGUGUUCUGUGUUGUACAUACAGUUUGUUAGAGCCAAGAACAAGAAAGCAGAUUGUCCUGUAAGAAUAGCCUCUUUUAUUUGCCAGACUUUGAAAUAAUUGGGAUGUAAUUUUGAACUUCAUUACCCAUACUUAGUUCUGUAAUACACUGAAUUGGGAUAUCCAAUCCAAAUAAUAUUUUAACUUUCAUUUGUUACCUGAGAUCAGACUUUCAGCUGUGAGGUAAAAUAACUUUCUUCUUUUUGCAGGUGUAUGAAAAUAAAUUGUUUUGAAUUUUUAUCUAUUCUAAUUGCUUUUUUAUGGAGACCUAAACAGAAAACUACUUUUGUUUCCCGGAAAGAACUGCUUAUGAUACAAAGUUACAAGUUUUCUGUGCAAGUCCUGGAGCCAUUGAGCUGUUUUGGGGAUGCUUCUCUGAACAUACAUCAGUAAUAUCAGUGCCCAAAGGAAGGAAAGGGAGUGGAGAACAGCCACCAGUUUUCUUUAAGAAAAGAUAAUUAAACAAUAAGAGUGCUAUUCAUCUUUUAAAAGCAGUUUACUUCCAUGUGUCUUUCUUUGGGGGCUGCUGAAAAGGGCAUGACACAGUGAAACACAUCACCAACUGAGUAAGAGCACAGGCACUUAGUUGACACCCAGACCAUUGUUCUGGAUAUACUAGAACCCAUAGGAUAGGAGUCUACAGAACAAGUGAAAUUUGGAGAAAAUGGCCUGUGAAUUUAAUUUGAACUUCCUUAAGGAAUUGGAGCGAGAGGCUGUUUUGGAAGUCUUGUACCGUGAUGAGAUGGUGAGAAAAACAGAAGAGGAAAGAAUAAGGAAACUGAAACUGCAUCUACAGCAGCUUCGGUGGAAAGGGGCAAAAAAUGUAAGCCAUGAAUAUCAGGAGAGAUCUUGUGCUCGCUGUCAGAAAUCUCUCGGGUUGUUGAUGAACAGAGGGGCAGUAUGCAAUGGCUGCAGUCAUCGAGUAUGCUCUGAAUGCCGUGUCUGCCUGAAUCCCUGCCUUUGGAAAUGCACCAUUUGUUACGCUCAUGGAGAUGUUAAAGUAAAGGCUGGUGAAUGGUUCUUUGAGGAACGAGCAAAGAAAUAUCCAGGUGAAGGCAGACAUGAAACAGUUGGUGCAAAGCUCUUGAAAUCUUAUCAGAAACUGAGUAAAAUUUCUGUCGUACCUCCAACUCCACCUCCUUUCACAGAAUCAACAGCAGGGAUCGAUGUGAUGGUAAAUGAACUUGGAGAGUCUAAAAGGUUUAAUAAAUCUGUGGAAAACUUGUUUUUGUCUCUCACAACACACAUAAAAAAAAUCUCAAAGUCUCAGAAUGACAUGACUGACAGAUGUGUCCUAACCACAGACUUUGGGAGGAAUGUGGAAAGAAGGUGGCAAAGAAGGAGCCAGUCUGACACUGCCAUCAACAUUACAAGCAAGAUGAAAAGUACACCCAGUCUGCAACUGCUCAUCACUGGGGCCCAAAAUGACAGUGAAAUUCCGACAGAAAGUAGUUGCAAGGAGGAAGAAGACAUAACAACCAGUCCCACAAGCGAUACAGUUUUCUGUGAUGGCAGAAAACAUGGAAGUUUGUUUAGUCUUAACAGCACUUGCACUGAAUCUGGCAAUUUUGGCAAAGCUAAUGUCACAGGAGAAAUAGAGUUUGCCUUAAGAUACAUCUUCAGAGCUUACAUCUUGGAAGUUUGCAUCAAGGGAUGCAAGAACCUGGCUUACGGAGAAGAGAAGAAGAAAAAGUGUAACCCGUAUGUUAAGGUUUAUUUACUUCCUGAUAAAUCUCCUUGGAGUAAGCGAAAGACAGCUGUCAAAAAGAGCACAGUGGAUCCAGAGUUCAAUGAGACUUUGAAGUACAAGAUUGAAUACUCCCAGCUGCGAAGUCGGCAACUUCAGAUCUCUGUGUGGCAUGCAGGAGCACUCAAAUACAGGGUGUUUUUGGGGGAAGUAGUGAUUCCACUGGCAGCAUGGAAUUUUGAAGAGGACUCAAUGCAGUUAUUUGACUGGUAUCAACUCAAACCCAAGCUUGAAAAGCCUGAAGAUGAUCUUACCCAGUACAGCGGUGAACUCCUCUUGUCUGCAAGACUCUUGGUACCAGCCCAGUAUAAAAAUUUCCAGUUUGAAGGAAACAAAGACCAAGGAGUUCCCAACUACCAGCUUCAGAUUAUGAUAUUUGGGGCUAAGAACUUGCCCAUGCUGAGACCUGCUGGAGUGUUGAACUCCUUUGUUAAAGGUUGUCUUAUCCUUCCAAACCAAGCAGAGGUAAGGCAAAAGUCUCCUGUCCUGAAGAAAGAAGCCUAUCCUCAGUGGAAACACUUGUUUGUCUUUGAUGGUGUGACGCCAGCUCAGCUACAGCAAUCAUGUCUACACUUGACUGUCUGGGACAAGUCAACUUUCAGCUCAAGUGAUCGAUUCCUAGGAGGAGCCAAGCUCGGUACAAAGGAACUGUUUGGCUCUACAGACCUUGUUUCUCAGUCAGUGCUCCAAUGGCAAGAAGUGCUCUGCAACCCAAACAAGUGGAUGGACUUUACACUUGUACUGCAUUCAAAUAAGGAAAACUUUAAAUCGUGAGAAAUUAUCACACAACUUUUCCUUCCCCAUUUGUGAUAUUUUAAACUUCCCCAGACUUCGGGUCUGGGGAAAGGCAUGAUGCAAAUGCAUCCACUCUGGCUUUUGGGGAAUAGACAUGUAUUUGAAAGUGUGUGACAUUCUGAAUGUUUUAUUUCUUAAAAAGUAAAGGCUUUAACUUGUGUCUCUAGCUGGAGUAUAAGGUUAAUAUUGUUUCUUCAGGAGUUACAGUCUCAGUUUGAGAUGCAUUAUGCUGACAAAGCAACAGUAGCCAGACACUAUGCAGUUUUCCAUUUCUGGGCAUAGCCAAACUCUCAUUGUUUAGUCACAGCUAGGAAUACUUCUCAGAGAAAAUAACUGUUACAGGAGGAAAGUUAUGUGCUUUCACUCUGAGGUUAAUGUUUUAUACACAGAACUGAAAACUACCUUAUCUUUGCUUGCUGCAAAGGGGAGAUGCUAAUAACUGCUUCAGAAUUAUCUACACUGCCACUAUUAUUUCACAUGCCACUAAAAAGCAUUGGCCUGUAGCCACAUCUGUCAAAUGUGUGCUGCAUCACGGGGCUUAGAAAGUUAAGGUACAAAUUCUCCCUCAGUAGGAGUAUGGGACAACAGCUGAUAGACUAAGUGUGGGUGUAAUAAGUUCCUUCUUAUCUGCCACUGUAAGACAGCUUUAACAAGUCUGAUCCAUAGGGUGUACAGCACGUGACAAGAAUUUAGCUCACUUUAUCAUUUAUUCAUGUGUACUGGUGGAAAUGCAAGCUUAGGCCAAACUACUGUGGCAAUUUGCCUUGCCUCGGAUGUAGUGUUACAGUCAGCAGAAACUUCAUAUAUAGAACUGUAACUAGUGCUGCUGUGUUAUACAUUUGUUACUGCAAGUAUUGCCCUUUCUUCCUUUAUAGGUCAGUGUGGCUUUUAAGGAUUUAAGAUUUAAAGACACAAGGACUAACAGGCUAAGCUGAGGAACUAAAAGAGCAGUAGUACACCUUAUAUAGAACACACCCCACACAAGAAACACUUGACUCCACAUCCUUUGUUACUU
Chiroxiphia lanceolata (lance-tailed manakin) is the source of this 5472-nucleotide messenger RNA. It is a transcript of the gene SYTL3, whose product is annotated as synaptotagmin like 3. Gene Ontology annotation, cellular component: plasma membrane; exocytic vesicle. The coding region runs from base 2580 to 4436 and encodes 618 amino acids. Gene Ontology annotation, biological process: intracellular protein transport; exocytosis. The transcript has 17 exons. Gene Ontology annotation, molecular function: neurexin family protein binding; small GTPase binding. Lineage: Eukaryota; Metazoa; Chordata; Aves; Passeriformes; Pipridae. The record is from RefSeq and is a predicted model, not a curated record.